CAGAACAAAAAGAAAGAAUUUUACUAUUCGACUAAUAAGUUAAAAAAUAUAAAAAGAAUUGAGCUCCACCCUUCUCCACCCUCUUCACCAAUUCAAUAUUCGAAACAAAGAAUCAAUAAUAAAAUAUUUUCCAAAAAGAAUUACUUUUUCCCCUUAUUUUUAAAAAAUAACAAACAACAAAUAUACGAAAGUGGUCACACAGAGGUCGCAGGAAUAUUUAAAAAAGGCUUCGAAGAUACAAAAGCGUCUUACGGAUUUAAAAUUGUUGAUGAGUGUAAGAAUACACUUUUCGAUCUCACGGAUGGAUUGAAUAUAAAAGUAGAUGGCUGCGGCGGUACCAAAUCUUUUAGACACAAGUUCACAAAUAUGUCCAUUGACUGCGAUGACAAUGGAAUUCUCACCAAAACUCUUCACCAUAGUAAACGUCACUGUAAUAGCAGUAAAUUCAAGAAGCGUGGUCCUAAUGGUGCCAUGACAACACAAAAUGGUGAAGGCCAUGGUUACGCCGGAUUAUCUAAAUAA
Rhizophagus irregularis DAOM 181602=DAOM 197198 is the source of this 522-nucleotide messenger RNA. The record is from RefSeq and is a predicted model, not a curated record. Lineage: Eukaryota; Fungi; Glomeromycota; Glomeromycetes; Glomerales; Glomeraceae.